Molecule: messenger RNA, 697 nt
Organism: Cotesia glomerata
Lineage: Eukaryota; Metazoa; Arthropoda; Insecta; Hymenoptera; Braconidae
Exons: 3
Coding region: 86-499 (137 amino acids)
Molecular function (GO): zinc ion binding; nucleic acid binding
Source: RefSeq, a predicted model, not a curated record
GCCUACUGUGGGAGCCAAGCCCAAAAUCAUCGGAAACGUUGCAGUGGAACCGUUGAUAAAAGAGGGCUUUGCAAAUCACCUUGCAAUGGUGAACAAGCAAACUAAUGCCAUGUUGGCAUGUGCUACAGCAAUGGAGAGAACCACCGACAAGCUGAACGACCUGAUGAAGGAGAGUAUGAAGAUGGUACAAAUGCUGUGCAACUUCACGGAUAAAGAGUUAGAGACAAAGAGAGAUCGAGCUAAAAAAUCUGAGCUGGAAGCCGAGAGGAAGAACGAGCAAGAUGACCCAAACAUCAAAGCAAACAGAGUCAACUCAGGGAGCCGAGGCAGAGAAUACAGGUGUCAUAGAUGUUCGGGACUUGGACACUGGGAACAACAGUGCCCUUGGAAAGAAAAGGGCAUGUGGGAUUGCUACAAGUGCAAGAAAAUGACGGACCACAAAGCCAGUGACCACGAGAAGUAUCCUGAUCGUUUCAGGAAAUGCGAAAGCAAACCAUAAGAGAUUUAGAGGAUCUGACAAAGGGAGGGAGUGCGAGAGAGGCUUUGUCAGAACGUGGAGCGGGGAGAGAUGGAGGGGAGUUGCGAGCGCUCUCGGGGCCUCGAGUACUCACUUGAGCUUGGACGCUUGCCCUUUAGGUAUUGCUUUACUUUUGUAUAAGAGAGUUACAGAGUAUAUUAAGAGUUGCUUUAUUUAAUU